Paramecium sonneborni is the source of this 1301-nucleotide messenger RNA. The record is from the annotation of a GenBank genome assembly. NCBI's taxonomy places the organism in Eukaryota, Ciliophora, Oligohymenophorea, Peniculida, Parameciidae.
AUGGAAAAUUUUGAAAAUGAAAAAUGGGUUGAUCUUUAGGCUUAAAUAGACCACUAAAGUUAAAUAAUUAGAAGUAAUCUUAUUAAAAUAUUGAAGCUUAAUAGGAAGAUAUAAAUUAAUACAAAUAAGUCAUAUCAAGUUAUAGAACAUAAAUUAGCUAAAUUGAGAAUAAAAUGAAUUAAUUUACCUAAGCAGAAAUUUUAUUAAGAGAUGCAAAUCAUAGAAAUGAUAUUUUAAUAGCAGAAAUUGAAAGAUUAAAUGUUAUUGUUUUUUAAUAAGGAAAUGAAGUUGAGGAAUGGAAAAAUAAAGCAUAACGUUUAGAUUUAGCUUUACAAGAAUAUAAAUAAUUUGAACUAAGUAAUAGAGAUAUGGUUCUUAAAGCAGCGAGAUUGGCUGAAGAGGUAGAAAGAUUGAAAGAUUUAUUAACCAAAAAAUAGCUUGACUACUAAUAACUUUAAUUAGAACUAAAUUAAGCAUUAUAAGAAUUAGAGGAUGAAAGAAAUAAAGUUAAAUUACUUGAAGAUAGAUUAGCAGAAUUAGAAUCAGAAACUCCUACUGAAAAAGCUUUAAAGUAAAUUCUUAUCUAAAAAACAGAAAUUAUUAGACUGUAGUAAUUAAUUUAAAAUCUAAAUAAUAAAAUUUAAUUAUUGUAAUAGGAAAAUGAUGAAUUGAACAUUAAAUAUAAUAAUUAAUUAAGAGCUAAUGAUGAUUUGAGAACAUCAGCUGAAGCAAAUGAGAAAAAAGCCAAAAAGGCAGAAUUAGAUCUUUAAAAAGCUUUAGAUGAAAUAGAAAAAUUAAAAAAAUAAUUGUCUGAUUUACAAAAUGACAAAUUAUCUGCAUAAAGUUCAUCUUAAGGAGUGGAUUAAUAAAAAGUUGAUUAAUAAAAAGUUGAUCAAAUUUAGGAUUUACUUUAUAACUUAUAAAAAUAAUUAAGAGAAGCAGAAGAUAAUUUAUAAGAUGCUCUAUAAAAACUUAGAGAUGCUGAAAAUAGAAUAAAGUAAUUAGAAAGAUAAAUUAAGGAUAUGGAAAUUUAAAAUUAAAUAGCAUAAGAUAGAUUAAAAGCUUAAUAAUUAUUAUAAUCUUAAAUGAAUAAUAAUAAUAAUAAUAAUUAAUAAGUGAAUUCAACAAAUAUAAUUGCUGGUUAUGAAAGAUAGAUUUAAGAAUUAUUAAAUGAAUUAGAAAAACUUAGAAAUGCCAAACCCUUUGAUGAUAGAAUGUUAAAAAGAUAAAUAUAAGAUUUAUAAUCAUUAAUAGUUCUGAUGUGUGCUGAAAUUGAAGCACUUAGAGCUAAAAUUAGAUGA